AUGGAAAAUAUAUAUGGUACGCCACAAGGUCCGGGGGGAAUGGUUAAUCCAUUUGCUUAUUUUACUCCAGGAUUUCAAGUGAACUUUGCAUACAAUCCAACAGAUGCAUCGACAUCUCUUCUUGUCAGCCAAAAAAAUAGAGUCGGUUUAUCAUACAAGCAACCAACACAUGUUUACCAUGCACAAACAAAUCUUGCGCAAAAAAAGGCUAAGACGAAAGACAACGACUUCAUGAUCUCUCAAACUCUUGAAAAUGACAAAUUCAAUAAGACUGAAGAUGUUGCAUUGACGAAGGCUUGGCUUUAUAUUUCAGUUGAUGCAGAUGUUGGCAAUAACCAAAAAACUACUGUAUUAUGGAAACAAAAUACGGGAGCUGAGUGUAAAGAUAACCGAACGCCGAUUAGCUUGCAGAAACGCUGGAAAAAGAUAAACCAAGCUGUUACCAAGUUCAAUUCAUUCUACGAGAAGUUGGAUAGACUUCCAAAAAGUGGCACUAACUUGGAUGAUAUGAAAUGAGAAGCAAUUCGUAUGUAUAAAGAGUGCACCGGCAAAAAGGAAUUUCAGUUUGAACAUUGUUGGGAGACAUUGAGAACAAAUCCCAAGUGGUGCAUGAAAAAUAUGACAAAAAAGAAAAUGGAAUUCAAUGAAGGAGUUGAUCCCACAGAUAAGGGCACAUCAUCAGUAUAUAUUAUCCCAGAUGAUAGUCACGAUGUGGACUGUAUUGGUGAGAUUCAGAAGACUAAUGGCAUUGUGCGUCCUCAAGGAAGAAAAGCAUAUAAGAAGAUUAAAAGGAAAACCAAUGAGGAUGCAGGUGUGAUAGAUGCUAUAAAAAGUUUGCGGUCUACUUUUGAGAAAGAA
Striga asiatica is the source of this 858-nucleotide messenger RNA. Lineage: Eukaryota; Viridiplantae; Streptophyta; Magnoliopsida; Lamiales; Orobanchaceae. The record is from the annotation of a GenBank genome assembly.